Amyelois transitella is the source of this 1488-nucleotide messenger RNA. Its product is annotated as plasma kallikrein. The record is from RefSeq and is a predicted model, not a curated record. Gene Ontology annotation, biological process: proteolysis. The transcript is spliced from 8 exons. Bases 1 to 1488 code for a protein of 495 amino acids. Lineage: Eukaryota; Metazoa; Arthropoda; Insecta; Lepidoptera; Pyralidae. Gene Ontology annotation, molecular function: serine-type endopeptidase activity.
AUGUAUAAAAAUAAGACUGAUGAUGAUAUAGUCAUUUUUAAUCUAGUAGCAGGUGGUAAAAGAACUAAUUUAGCUCAAUACCCUUUUAACGUAAAGUUUUUGAAUUCCUUAAGCUUGUGUGGAGGCAUAAUAAUUGCGACAAAACAUGUACUCACUGCUGCACAUUGCUUCGAUUCUAGCGAAGAAAUCAAUGAAAUGCAAGUAAUAUCAAAUUCCGAAAGCACUUAUAGUUUUUCAGCAGUAUUUCAUGACGUUUGGCAUUUUAUGAUACACGAACAAUACGGUGUUGGAGAUACUUUUGCAAAUGAUAUUGCGGUUAUAAUAAUUCAUGAUCAGUUCAAAUAUGGUGCAAGAGUCCAAAAAGCUAUAUUGGUUCAUCAUAAUAAUUGGAUGUCUGAAAAUGAAACAAAUUUUAUAGUAGCUGGUUGGGGUGAUACUGAGAAUGAUGGUGAAAGUAAUUACCAGACCAUGAGGGAGACUGAACUAAGGUUCAUCUCUCCGAAAAAUUGCUCGGCUAUGAGCCAGUCGGUGUUAUCUCCUGACGUGUUCUGUUUGUUUGGAGACGGAAAGAGAGACACGAUGCGAGGCGACUCCGGAGGCGGUGUUCUUUGGAAUGACCAAAUUGUUGGGAUCACAUCACAUGGGAAGAGUAUUAAUGUACCAGGCAUGUACGCGAACGUGUUCUACUUCUUGCCCUGGAUAGAAAAUGCUACAAUGUCAUUGCACAAAAAAUUCUUAUUAGACGAUGAUGUUGAUAAAAAACACCCAAAAGUCGUAGGAGGUAAACCGGCAGAUUUAAAAAGAUAUCCUCAUUCGGCCAGAUUCUAUAAUGAUGAAGCUAUGUGCGCUGGAGUUAUCUUUAGCAGUUGGAGUGUUUUGACUUCUGCCCACUGUUUGGAUCACAACGACGAUGUUUCGUUUAUGGCUGUAGUAGUUGGCUCCCAAUCUUUGGCGGAUUUUGAAGGACAGUGGGUGGCAGUCACUAAGGCAGUCGUGCAUGAGAAUUAUAACAUCUCAGCCCAGUUUUCCUGUGACUUGGCCAUUUUGUUUGUGGACGAAAAGUUUAGGUUCGGAGAUACCGUUCAGAGGGUUAUUUUAGCGCAGGACGAUCAGUGGAUGAAGCCUCAUGAAGGAGGAUUUCAUGUUUCUGGUUGGGGUCGCACAUCGUACCAUGGUAAAGUGUCACCCGAGCUACUUAUGACUACAUUACACUUCAUUGACCGCGCCAAAUGCGAGAAACUGAAUGCGAUUAAGUUAACGCCAGACAUGUUUUGUUUAUAUGGCUCUGGAGAAAGCGACGCUUGCAAGGGAGACUCUGGAGGCGGUGUCAUCUGGAAAGGGAUGUUAGUGGGCAUUACCUCCCAUGGCAACGGCGGGUGCUCACAAAUCAAUAAACCAACUAUGUUUGCAAACAUGUGGUAUCUCAGAAACUGGAUCAAAAAAAAAGUUAACACAUUUGUACGGAAGAGCUGCACCAGUACCAGUUAG